AUGAUACGGUGUGUACUGAUAUUGUUAUUUUUGUUUUUUCAUACAAACAUUCAUAGUAUACAUUUCUCUACAUUAUCUGGACAGAAACCCAUACCACCAUUUGAACAUGUACUAACACCGCACGCAAAAGCCCAAUAUGUGCUUCUAAACAAACUUCCCAAAAAUAGUAAAAAUCUCAAAAACUACACUACUCUUGCUAAAGCUGACUAUAUAAAGUCGUUACCAGGUAUACUCUCGUCUAAAAUUAAUUUUCGACAAUUUUCUGGGUAUUUAAAAGUUAGCAGCACAAAACACAUGUUCUAUUGGUUUGUCGAAAGUCAGAAUAAACCAGCGAGUGAUCCACUACUGUGGUGGAGUAAUGGAGGUCCCGGAUGUUCUGGUUUAAUCGGAUUAUUCGAAGAAUUUGGACCAUUUCGUGUUCAACCAGAUAACAUGACAAUCCUGAUAAAUCCUUAUUCCUGGAAUCGGUUAGCUAAUAUUUUGUUUGUCGAAACUCCUAUUGGUACUGGUUUCAGUUACAGUGAUGUUCCGAAACGUGAUUAUGUUACAUGGACUGAUGAACAAUCUGCAAGAGAUAACUACUUUGCAUUGCAAGCAUUUUUUACCAAAUUUCCACAAUAUAGAAAAAAUGACUUCUAUGUCAGUGCAGAGUCAUACGGAGGACAUUAUGUACCCAUGUUAGCCAAACAGAUAGUUGAUAGAAAUCCAAAGGGAAAUAAAUUAACAAAAAUUAAUCUCAAAGGUCUCAUACUUGGUAAUCCUUACAAUGAUCCAUAUUCACAAGAAUACGUUGGAAAUAUAGUAGCUUAUUUUGGACAUUCGGUCAUCGAUAAACCAACAUAUGAUAAUAUAGUUCAUUAUUGUGUUAAACCUUAUGAAAAGAAUCCAUAUAAUCCUAAAACAGGAAUUGGUUUUCGGCCUUGGAAUGACACGAAUUGUGUUAAAUACGAUAACUAUGCUGACUUUCUUUUGACGCCACAGUUUGUUUCUUCAAAUUAUACAACCGGACUCGAUCCUUAUGGACUCGACUAUGCUUACUGUUCAUCUACUCAAAAUCAACGUGAAGUAUUAUGGUGGUUUCGGCACAAAUCAUCCUCAUCGAAAGAUAAUUCGACAGUUGUAUUUCGACCAUGUAUCAACUCGUACACUAUCUAUUACCUUUGUAAGUCAAAUGUUCAAAAAGCUCUUCAUGUUCGAUCAGCUAAAAUUCCUCCACAUAAUAAUAUAACUGACAAAACGAAAUUAUGGGUUGAUUGUUCGCCUCUAAUAACAGGUCAAUAUAGUCGUAUAAGUUAUUAUAGUUACAUGACUUCUCAUUAUACGUACUUGUUAAAAAAACAACCUAAAUUAAAAAUUCUUAUCUACAGUGGUGAUGAUGACGGAGUAUGUGCAACUGUUGGAACUCAAUAUUGGCUCUAUGGUUUGAAUCUAACUAUCACAUCUCCAUUCCAACCUUGGUAUGAUUAUUUUAUACCAGAUCAAGUCGGUGGGUAUGUCGUAAAAUUCAAGGGUAUCUCUUUGGUUACAGUGCACAGUGCAGGACACGAAAUUGCCUAUUAUUCCCCCGCACGAUCGUAUGGAUUCUUCAAAUAUGUUUUAGAGGGAAAAUUUUGGCCGUGA
Didymodactylos carnosus is the source of this 1620-nucleotide messenger RNA. The record is from the annotation of a GenBank genome assembly. NCBI's taxonomy places the organism in Eukaryota, Metazoa, Rotifera, Eurotatoria, Philodinida, Philodinidae.